AUGCCCCGCGGGCACGGCGCAGACGACGGCGCCUCCGGCCUCUGGAUGAAAGCGUCCCCGGGGCGCCGAGUGGAGAACCUGCGCCUGAAGGAUGUGGAAGCCGCGCGCGGGGCCAUGAACAGGUCGGCCCGGCCGGCGGACGGCGCGGAGGAGCUGAGGAGCAGAGCGCAGGGUGCGCGCCUCAGCCUGCUGGGCAAACCGCUGGCUUACAGCGCGCAGAGCGGUCGCCGGAACGCGCGUUACAGGAAACUGCAGAACUACCUGUACAACGUGCUGGAGAGGCCGCGAGGCUGGGCCUUUGUGUACCACGCGUUCGUCUUCAUCCUGGUGUUUGGCUGUCUGGUCCUGUCUGUGUUCUCCACCAUCCCGGGUUAUGUGGAACUGUCCAACCACUGCCUGCUCAUACUGGAGUUUGUGAUGAUCGUUGUGUUUGGUCUGGAGUACAUCAUUCGCAUCUGGUCUGCUGGAUGCUGCUGUCGCUACAGAGGAUGGCAAGGCCGACUACGCUUCGCCAGGAAGCCCUUCUGUGUCAUAGAUAUCAUCGUGCUCAUCGCGUCCAUUGCUGUGGUGUCAGCCGGAAGCCAGGGCAACAUUUUCGCCACGUCUGCUCUGCGCAGUCUCCGCUUCUUGCAGAUCCUGCGGAUGGUACGCAUGGACAGAAGAGGGGGCACCUGGAAACUGCUUGGAUCUGUUGUCUAUGCUCACAGCAAGGAGCUAGUGACUGCCUGGUACAUUGGAUUUCUGGUACUGAUAUUUUCCUCCUUCCUGGUUUACUUGGUGGAGAAAGAGUUUAACAAGCAGUUUGCCACUUAUGCUGAUGCUCUUUGGUGGGGAACGAUCACUCUCACUACCAUUGGCUAUGGGGAUAAGACACCGCAGACGUGGCCAGGCCGACUGCUGUCAGCUGGCUUUGCUUUGCUGGGCAUCUCCUUCUUCGCCCUGCCUGCGGGGAUUCUAGGCUCAGGGUUUGCUCUGAAGGUUCAAGAACAGCACAGACAGAAGCACUUUGAAAAGAGAAGAAACCCUGCUGCCAGUCUUAUACAGUGUGUUUGGCGUAGUUAUGCGGCUGAUGAGAACUCGGUUUCCAUUGCUACCUGGAAGCCUCAUUUGAAGGCGUUGCAUACCUGCAGCCCUACAAAGAAAGACCAGGGCGAAUCCACCACCAGUCAGAAGCUAAGUUUUAAGGAGCGGGUACGCAUGGCCAGUCCUCGUGGACAGAGCAUUAAAAGCAGGCAGACAUCGCUGAAUGACCGCCGCUCUCCCGGCACAGACGUAGCAGCGGAGGGGAGUAGCCCGGCCAAGGUGCAGAAAAGCUGGAGCUUUAAUGACCGAACACGCUUCCGCCCCUCCCUCAGACUCAAAAGCCAGUCACGGACUGUGCCUGAAGCUGACAGUCUGGGAGGAGACGACUAUUUCGAUGAGAAGGGCUGUCACUGCGAUGUCUCUGUGGAAGAUUUGUCUGCUCCUCUGAAGACAGUCAUCCGAGCUGUCAGGAUAAUGAAGUUCCACGUGGCCAAGAAGAAGUUUAAGGAGACUCUCCGGCCGUAUGACGUGAAAGAUGUGAUUGAGCAAUACUCGGCUGGACACUUGGACAUGCUGUGUCGCAUCAAGAGCCUCCAGACUAGGUUGGACACAAUAGUGGGUCCUCCACAGACUCUGAGCAGCAAAGCCAAGACUUAUUCCUCUCCUUCCCUGCACUUGUAUUACAGCCAAGCUAAGAGGAAACACUCAGCCCCAGGACUUGCUGCAGGCUCAGGUCCACAGCAGACCCUAAACACCAAAGCCAGGAACCUGUCCUCUUCUUCACUGCACUUGUAUUACAGCCAAAGCAGGAAGAAACACACCAGCUCAGGAGUGGAUCAGAUCUUGGGGAAGGGCCAGAUACCCAUGGAUAGGAAGAUGAGGGACAGGAUCCUUCCAGAAGGGGAGUCUUUGGAGCAUGACAUGAGCAUGUUGGGGCGUGUGUGUAAGGUAGAAAGACAGGUGCAGUCCAUUGAGUCAAAGCUGGACUCAUUGUUGGACAUCUACCGGCAAGUUCUCCAGAAAGGCUCGUCCUCAGUGAUGGGUCUCUCAGCUCUUCCUCUGUUUGAGUUGGAGCAGACAUCUGACUACCACAGCUCCAUCCAGAGCAAGGAUCUGUCCUCCUCCACACAGCUCACAGGCAAUGGGGUUUCUCGGUCUGGCAGUGCUAACCUGCCCUGCGGCCUACAACUCGUUCUGGCCCCCAGUGAACUCAACCUGGGCACUAGCUACCCAACUUCUGCCUCCUCUUUCUCUCCCUCCCCACUGCUUCAUAAUCAACCCUCUAGCCCAGAAAGUGUUUACCCAGCCUCGCCUCCCCCUAUCCUCACCCCUAACAACCUUUCCAGAGGUCAUCCCAACUUCUCUGAGCUGACUAGACCUCUCCCUACCACCAACCCCAACACAAACACUCUGCAGCUGCCCACCAUGUCUCCAGGCACGCCUUCCAGUCUGAUCUCAGAGACAUUGCAGGAGAGCAGGGCAGAGAGCCCUAAUGGCUGCCUGCUUAACACCCAGACUGAAGCUGUUUCAGAGGUAAAAUGUUCUCAAAGCAGGGUGCAGCUAAGGAGCAGACCAGAGAGGAGCCCCAAAGAGGAAGGUUCCUGGAGGAGACACUUGAGUCUUGAAAUUAAUCCACUAGGCCUAAUGUCUUCAGGAGCAAACAACCCACUGCAUUCAGACCGGGGACUGGGGAAGUCUUUCUCUGCUCAAAACCUCAUGCUGCCCUCUGGUGGGGACUGCCACCCUAAUCUGUCUGCUCGGAGCAGCGGCAGCAGCAACAAUGAGUCCAACGAUCGAGAGACCCUGCCAGACUGGGGCGACACAGAACUCUUCAUCAGCGACAAAGAGCUGGCGACCAACGAGGGGAACUUCAACUUCCUUCCACAGCAAAGCACGGACGCCUGCUUCUCCUCUGAGCUCGUACAAACAGGAACCCCUGGAUCAGCUCACAGCCAAGCUGGACCCACAGGCAACUCAGAGUCCCUGAGCCUGCCUCAUGUCCGUCUAAAGUGACCCCAGCACACAGCAGCCUCUCUGUGGAGACUAGCUUCUGGUUCCAUAUGCGCUUUUGUUUUUCCAAAGGAAAGGGGUUGCCAGCUUCACUCCACACCUUUGUCUAAUUUCCAUUGUCAGUUGGUGAAAAGACAAUGUGUUCCACAUAACUUUAUGUUCAUACAUACAUACAUAUCAUUUGCACGGACGAUGUGUCAGAAAGGGGAAUUUAGUAAGGAAAAGGUAAUAAGCAUUAAAAGACCAAAUGAAGGAUUGUGGUACUGACUGAGCUCUACUCUCAGUCUUGCAUGGGCAUUGCAUGUUUAAAACGCAAAAGCACAUUGGAUUGGAUGCAUUUAUGGUUGCUAACCCCCCCACCCCCCCACUCAGUCUUAGAGUUCAUAAUUCAGUCUCUUCUUUAUACUGUUUUUUCUCAGAUAUGGAUUGUCUUACUUAGCUGCCAAGUCAAGUGUUUCACCAGUCAGAGAACGCCAGUAAGUGACUGCAUUAAUGCCAUACCAUAGAUCUCUGUGGCUGUCUCUAUAAAUAGUUUUAUUAGAAUAUUUUGUAUUGCUCACAUGCAUCUUAGAGCACGUUCCUGAACUUCCCACAUGUUUGGGGUCUCAUGUUCUUAGAUACAGAAAGACAUGCCUUAGGCUGCUUUGGGAAAGAAAAGGAACACAAGUUGGAAAUUGAUACACUAUAUGUAUGUAGACACCCUUUCUGAAUACUGAAUUCAGUUAUUUUAAGGUGCACCCAUCUCUGUCAUUGAUACUCAAUUGUGCAUGCUUAAUCUCCAUAGAAAAGCAUAACCAAUAGAAUGGGACUUCCUGGAGCAGUCGCAAAUGAGUGUGAUGUCAUCAUGCCCAUAGUCAUAGAGGUGUAUUGUGUUUUCUGUAAUGAUGGAGCAUCAUUGAAUACCUUUGGGAUGAGCUGGAGUGGUAUUUAUGGUGCUCUUGUGGCUAAAUGCAAUCAAAUCCUCACAAUGAGCCUCAUUUACCAACCAUUCUUAGGAAGGAAUUUCUUCUUAAAACCUACCUACGCAGUUUUCACAAAGAUUCUGACAUCCACCAGUGUUUUCUUACUUUGGGAUUUGUUCUUAGGUAAGAACAGAGCUGAUAUGCACUCAAGAGCAAAAAAGGUGCAAACCGUUCUGUGGUUUAAGAACACAUCAUGAAUCUGAUGUAGACUUCAGGACCUUUCCAAAGGAUAAAUUUAAGAAAAAAAAAGGAAGAUAUUGGUGAAUGAAGCUUAAUUUUACAACAUCUACUGAAAAGCCUUCCCAGACGAGAAGAGGCUGUUACUGCAGCAGAGGGGGAUAAACACCCAAAUAAUAUUUAGAAGAAAUGGAUGAGCAGGUGUCUACAAACAUUUGGAUGUAGAGUUUUUAGACAUAUUAGAUCAUUAAUAUUUCAACAAAUUAACAAGUUCAGGUUAUUUUUGUUUUUUUCUUUAAUGCUAGAUAAGAUGUACCAGUAUAAUCAACAACAGAUAAAAGGUUUGCUGUUUUUUUUAUGUUACAUAAUCUUACAUAAUUUAGCACACAUUUGUAUUCUUUUCCAGAUUUUUAAUUCUGCAGUCCACAAGAGUCUUAAACCCAAAAUUGUGCUUUUCAGCCUCCUUUCUUCUCUUAAUUUUCUAAUCAGUCUCUAUUCUGAGUGGAUCAGAAGUGUUUUUGCUAGACUGGUUAUUAAUAUAACUUAUAAUGUAAUGUGUAUAUCAGAAUGUCAGUAUCUAAUUGUAUGUUGCAAGUCAUGCUUAGCUGUGUUUUAAGCUUUUCUGAAACUGUGCAACACCUCUGGGGUACACAUUGAGGGUGAUCCUGGCACUGUAGCUUACAACAGUUGGAAGCACAAUUGUUCAGAGUUUGAAGAGAAACCUGCAAAUGUGAUGAAUGUUAUUUUACAUAAUCAUGUUGUUAUUUGUAAUCCAGAAGCAUAGAAAGAAUGGUACGUAACAUCCUGAGCGUUGAUUUACGUUGCCAUUGUUCAUGGAUUCUCUAUGGAGUAUGUCUGAUUUGCAGAAUAAUGCUGUAGACUAAUAUUAAUAAUAAUCUUCUUAACACUUUUUUAAAAACUAAAUGCUUCAUGAUGCCCUUUUGCAUUUAACUAUGAUUUUAGCUGCCCCAGUUCUCUUCAUGCCAGUACAGUACUCUUAUUUUGACCUCUAAUGGAAACUGUUAAGAGUUAAGGUUGAAAUAAUUCAACAAUUUGCUUGGCUGUGAACGUAGCUCAUUUCUUUUUGUUGAAAGCAACGUUUAUUUUUGUUUUGCCACUAAUUUAGUAAUUUAUUACACAAAACUGGCCUUAAUAUACAUGCUUGAUAAUGUUAGAGUUCUGUCAUGCAGAUUAAUUUAUUUCAACUAUGUGCACAUAACAGAGUUGAUGCUCUGGGAUUGAAAAAUGCAAAAUGAAAUUUUAUCAUACUUAAAUAAACAAAAGACUUGAACUCA
Messenger RNA from Colossoma macropomum (tambaqui), 5467 nucleotides. RefSeq names its product potassium voltage-gated channel, KQT-like subfamily, member 5a (gene kcnq5a). The coding region runs from base 1 to 3036 and encodes 1011 amino acids. The record is from RefSeq and is a predicted model, not a curated record. The transcript is spliced from 16 exons. Gene Ontology annotation, biological process: potassium ion transport; transmembrane transport. Lineage: Eukaryota; Metazoa; Chordata; Actinopteri; Characiformes; Serrasalmidae. Gene Ontology annotation, cellular component: membrane. Gene Ontology annotation, molecular function: voltage-gated potassium channel activity.